Molecule: messenger RNA, 624 nt
Organism: Camelina sativa (false flax)
Lineage: Eukaryota; Viridiplantae; Streptophyta; Magnoliopsida; Brassicales; Brassicaceae
Source: RefSeq, a predicted model, not a curated record
AUGGCAAACAGUGAUUGGAUUUUAUCUUACUCGUCUGGUAGAUGCGAAUACCUGAGAUUUGAAGGCUCUGAUCACCGUCCGGUUGUUACAUCCUUUUAUCCAAUGAAGAAAAAACAGCAUGGUAUUUUUCGGUUUAAUAGGAGAUUGAGAGAGAAUCCUGAGCUUAAAAAACUGGUAUUCAAGGCUUGUAAGGAGGCCCCGAACCAAAAAGUUGACUCUUUACUUCGCACCUGCAGAGAGUAUAUCAUUAAACGGAGUCAAUCCCAAGAGUUGAAUAGCCAAAAGAAAAUACUUACACUCAGGGACCAACUAGAGGAGGCAAUGUCAGAUGACACUGCUCCACAGGAAAGUAUUGACAUGCUAAAUAAAGAAUUACAUAUUGCUUACCAAAAAGAGGAAGCAUUCUGGAAACAGAGAAGCCGUAAUCUCUGGUUGGCCUUAGGAGAUAAGAAUACAGGAUUCUUCCAUGCUACAACAAAAUCUCGCAAUGCCUGCAAUAACAUCUUAGUUAUAGAAGAUCCUGAGGGUAGACCAGUGUUUGAAGAAAAAGACAUCGCCUCUACCAUAUCCAACUACUUCCAAAAGCGACAAACAGUGUCAACCGAGUUAUUCCGUUUCCAAUAG